GUUUAUUUCCAAGAUGGCGACUACAUUUGAUCAAGAACUACGAAAGGCCUUCCAAGAACUCCAAGAAAAAAUGAUUGAGACCACGCAACGUGUCAAGGUGGCAGAAGGUCAAAUUUUGCAACUUCGAAGGAACAUUGCUCAUUCCAAAUUAACGGACCAAGAAUUAGCUUCAUUACCCUCUCAUACACCCACUUAUGAAGCAGUAGGAAGAAUGUUUGUUCUCCAGCCCGUAUCAGAUAUCAGAAAGGACCUUGCUCAGAAACUCCAAAGCAAUGAAGAGAAGAUCAAAAGCAUUGAGGCUAAUAAAGAAUAUCUUCAAAGAAGUGUCAAAGAACAUGAAGAUAAUAUUAGAGAAAUGCUUGCUAGCAGACCAAAAUAGCCUUGCUAACAUCCUGAUAUUUAAUUUUUUUAUCUCAGACUUACCUUACCUUGAGCUUGAGUCAAGAGGGGUGCCUGGGUUUUUUGUCCCUUACCCUGCCAACUUUUCUUUCUUCUGUGAUUUUUUUUAUUCAAAAUAAGGGGGGGGGGGGCCCUAGGACCCCAUGGCCCCUCCCCUAGAUCUGCCACAGCCUUAGAUUAUCUUGCAUUACCAUUUUUGAGGAAGAUAUCAGAGUGGAGCAGUGGAUGGAAAUACAAGUGGUUAAAGGCAGAAAGUUUCUUGGGUUGUAUAAAAUUACAUUUACCAAUUUUAGGCUGAUGAUGAAGAUAAAGGCUGGCUGUUGCUAUUAAUGGUCUUUGUUACUAGAAAAGGAUAAUGCUCCUCAAGUUAUGGAAAAUUGUCAUUCUGCACAUGGUGUGUUUUGAUUAUAUUUUGUGUAUCUCA
Molecule: messenger RNA, 823 nt
Organism: Pocillopora verrucosa
Lineage: Eukaryota; Metazoa; Cnidaria; Anthozoa; Scleractinia; Pocilloporidae
Product: prefoldin subunit 1-like
Biological process (GO): protein folding
Cellular component (GO): cytoplasm; prefoldin complex
Molecular function (GO): protein folding chaperone
Source: RefSeq, a predicted model, not a curated record